Molecule: messenger RNA, 967 nt
Organism: Cyprinodon variegatus (sheepshead minnow)
Lineage: Eukaryota; Metazoa; Chordata; Actinopteri; Cyprinodontiformes; Cyprinodontidae
Gene: epgn
Product: epigen-like
Exons: 5
Coding region: 212-709 (165 amino acids)
Biological process (GO): epidermal growth factor receptor signaling pathway; positive regulation of cell population proliferation; positive regulation of mitotic nuclear division
Source: RefSeq, a predicted model, not a curated record
UGUAGUCACGAAAGGCAGGUGAAAGGAAUGAUGCAAAUGAUUUAUUUUUUUUUUUCUCGGAAGGAAAUACCUUUCUUUGUUGAAGAAUUGGCAGGUCUUUGAUUGGCCAUGAAUUUUCUUCUGAGGAUCGGAGCAGGAUAUAUAGUCUGAACAGACACCUAAGAAGGCAGAAGACAUUAAGCAGAAAACAUCAAAGUGGAAAAAAGACAAGAUGUCCACACAAAGACAGACGUACCUAGAGAAAGCAUUCUCCUUUACAGUGACAGUGCUACUUCUGCUGGCCACAACUGGAUUUUCUGAGGUAUUGGAUGAGAGCACUAUGACCACUGAAUCACCCCUUCCUCAAAAUUCAUCUACAACAGAGCAGGUCGUAAAGAGGAGCUUGGGCCACUCUACUGUCAUGCAUUUAGUUAGGCCUUGUGGAGAAAAAAAUGCCAAUUUUUGUUUAAAUGGGGGGAAAUGCAUCCACCCCCAAGACAGCAACAGUCCUCAUUGCAACUGCGCACCUCUAUACUAUGGCCUACGAUGUGAGAAGAUUAAACUUUCGCCUUCAGUUAAAGAUCCUGAUAUUGAGAAGAAGAUUGCCAUCAUCUUUGGGCUGAUCGUAGUCUUCAUUGUUUUGGCUCUUGCCAUCUUCUGUUUUGUAAAGAGAAGAUGUGAACAUUCAGCCCCUCUGAUUAAAGCUGCAGCGUCAGAGACUUCGGUGUGAAAUCAUCGACCCUCAUCACCAUAUUCCUACAGAACUUGAACUAGAUUUUAUUUAAUAAUAUAAAACCACCAUUCACGUUUAGAAUAUUUUGUUUUUGCUUGAUGCAGACUGAAUUUAAAAUAACAUGUGUCAAAGUGAAUUUUAAAUUCUGUUCUAACUAUUUUAAGGAAAUUACCAUUUCUGUAAUAGUAUUUUCUUUCAUAGACCUGUUGGAAAACUCCUUUAUUUAUAAUAAUUCUAUUUUCAUUAAGUUAUUUU